Callorhinchus milii (elephant shark) is the source of this 2157-nucleotide messenger RNA. RefSeq names its product sperm associated antigen 6 (gene spag6). Gene Ontology annotation, molecular function: microtubule binding. The record is from RefSeq and is marked provisional. Gene Ontology annotation, cellular component: acrosomal vesicle; sperm principal piece; microtubule cytoskeleton. Lineage: Eukaryota; Metazoa; Chordata; Chondrichthyes; Chimaeriformes; Callorhinchidae. Gene Ontology annotation, biological process: neuron projection extension; sperm axoneme assembly; epithelial cilium movement involved in extracellular fluid movement.
AGUCGAGGUUGAAUUUACGGAUGCUCACAUUACCAGGCAGUUGUAGCAGAGAGAACAGAGUUUCACAUUUUUAUUGUGAAUGUUUUUUUUGCAAACGCAGCUACGCACAGUUCGCCGCCUCCUUAAAGCAAUAAUGCAUUUCCGCCUUCAGCACUCAAGACAAGGUGGAUCUGUCUACUAUUUACAGUACUGAACUCCUGUACCACCCCAUGUUUUAACAUUUUUGAACAGUACCAGAGAGCGAGAUCCCAGUUUGUACAAACAAUUGCAGAACUCGCCACAAGGCCACAAAAUAUUGAAACUCUACAGAAUGCAGGUGUGAUGUCUCUUUUGAGGCCUCUUUUAUUAGAUGUGGUUCCAACCAUUCAGCAGACAGCAGCCCUGGCACUGGGACGGUUGGCCAAUUACAACGAUGAUCUGGCUGAGGCUGUUGUUAAGGGAGACAUUCUUCCGCAGCUAGUGUAUUCAUUGGCAGAACAAAAUCGUUUCUACAAGAAAGCUGCAGCUUUUGUAUUGAGGGCUGUUGCCAAACACUCGCCUCAACUAGCCCAGGCAGUGGUGGAUUGUGGAGCCCUGGAUGCACUGGUGGUCUGUCUGGAGGAGUUUGAUCCUGGGGUGAAGGAAGCUGCAGCAUGGGCAUUGGGAUACAUUGCACGUCACAAUGCAGAAUUGUCACAGGCAGUGGUGGAUGCGGGAGCUGUUCCUCUUUUGGUUCUUUGUAUCCAGGAGCCAGAGGUGGCACUGAAAAGGAUUGCAGCUUCUGCACUCAGUGAUAUCUCAAAACAAUCCCCAGAGCUUGCUCAGACUGCGGUGGAUGCAGGGGCCAUUGCUCAUCUAGCUCAGAUGAUCCUGAAUCCUGAUGCUAAACUGAAGCGUCAGGUGUUUUCAGCUCUCAGUCAGAUGGCAAAACAUUCCGUGGACCUGGCAGAAAUGGUUGUAGAAGCAGAAAUUUUCCCGGCUGUUCUAACAUGCUUAAAGGACCCAGAUGAAUAUGUGAAAAAAAAUGUUGCAACUCUAAUUCGGGAAAUUGCCAAGCACACUCCUGAGCUCUCUCAGCUCAUUGUUAAUACAGGAGGUGUGGCUGCUGUCAUUGAUUAUAUUGGUGAUUCCAGGGGUAAUGUCAGACUGCCUGGUAUCAUGAUGCUUGGCUAUGUUGCUGCUCACUCGGAGAACCUGGCAAUGGCAGUGAUUGUCUCCAAGGGGGUGGCUCAGUUGGCUAUCUGCCUGACAGAAGAACCAGAAGACCACAUUAAGGCUGCGUCUGCUUGGACCCUGGGGCAGAUAGGGAGACACACUCCAGAGCAUGCUCGUUCUGUUGCUGUGGCAAAUGUUCUGCCAAAGCUGCUUGAACUCUACAUGGAUUCUGAAAGCUCUGAAGACCUUCAGAUUAAGGCGAAAAAAGCUCUGAAGAACAUCCUGCAGAAAUGCACAUAUCUGCAAGCUCUAGAUCCAUUGCUACAAGAUGCACCUUCCAAUAUCCUUAAGCAUGUUGUUGGUCAAUACAGUAAGGUCCUACCACAUGAUACCAAAUCCCGGCGUCUUUUUGUCACUAGUGGUGGCCUGAAGAAACUUCAAGAAAUUAAAGCUGAACCAGGUUCAGUUAUGCAGGAAUAUAUCAACGCCAUUAACAACUGUUACCCUGAAGAGAUUGUCAGGUACUACUCUCCUGGAUAUUCAGAUGCAUUAUUGGAAAGAGUGGAAAACUACCAACCAAUUCCUUGAGCCACUCACUAGUACCUUUCAAGCUAAAACACAUAUAUUUGGUUACUACUCUGUUAAAACCUUGUGAAGUAUCUAACAUUUUUACUAACAUUUCCCCGAUAGUUUGCAGUAACUACUACUAUUACUUACUAUUCAGAUUAUUUUAAUGUUUAAAGCAAGUCCAUCUGAAAUCAAGUUAUCAUCCAAAUAAAUGCCCUUAUUUUAAACACUUGUACUGUAUAAUUUGCAUUCCAUAGCAAUUAAUACCAUAGUGCCUAAUUGCCCCCAAUUUAAUCGUAUAUUACUUUGCAGGAAAUUUUUCAUUAAAGGUUUAUGAAGUCAUUUUUUACUGAGCACAGGCCGUGUAUUUUAUGUAUAAUGUGCAAUUUUAAAUUCCUAGAUGUGACACUCUGAUACACAUAUUAUUAUUCAGCAAUAAACAAGAAAACUUUGGUU